AGUGACAAGCAUCUGGAACAGACGGCGAACCAAACAGAUACCAACAAUGGUUCUCUACUUCCAAGCUGUUAUACUUACAAUCUGCCUGCUACAUACAACCUCUGCAGACUCCCUGGUUGACCAAAAGCUAAAAGCGGAUGAAAACUUCCUGAACGGCCAAAAAUUGAAUACCAACGGGAACUUCUUCGAAUCAGCACCCGUAGUACACGAAACCCACCAAAGCGAAGAACACUCCACAGGUCCCAUCAUCAAGAAGCACGUGGAGAGCCACCAUAGCGAAGACUCGGCCAGCGAAUCGAAAGGCUCGAAGAGCGCUAGCAGUCCGAUGAGCAUGGAUAUGACCAUGGGAAGUGGUUUGGGCAUGGGAAUGGGCAUGGGGAUGAAGCCAAUGAUGAUGAAACCCAUUACGGGCGGUGUUGGAAUGGGAGUGGGGUCACUGGGAAUGGGUAUGGGAUCUGUAGGGAUGGGCAUGGGAGGAAUGGGCAUGAUGAAGGGUGGUAUGGGAAUGAUGAAAGGAGGUAUUGGAAUGAUGGAUGCAGGAAUGGGUGUAGGACAUGUUGGUAAGUGAGAAUUUUUUUCCAAACUGUUAUAAUUUAUCAUUCACAAAACAAUAAA
Acanthoscelides obtectus is the source of this 615-nucleotide messenger RNA. NCBI's taxonomy places the organism in Eukaryota, Metazoa, Arthropoda, Insecta, Coleoptera, Chrysomelidae. The record is from the annotation of a GenBank genome assembly.